AUGUUGGCUCUAUUUCCCGAAGUUGAAGAAUCAACAAUCUCUAAGGAAGUUCUGGGAGAGCUGCCGGAAAUGGUUGCUGUUGUCACAGAGGCAGAACCAUGGACCCUCUACUUCGAUGGGUCUUCUACAUCGAAGGGUGGAGGGGCAGGUGUGGUGCUUGUCAAUCUCGAGGGGCAAGCCACGGCCUUCUCGUUUAAGCUAAAUUUCCCAUGCACGAAUAAUACGGCAGAGUACGAAGCUUUUGUUGCAGGGAUGUCUACAGCAAGGGAAAUGGGUGUCAAAGAAUUAAAAUUAUUGGGGAUUCAAACUUGGUGCUGA
Prunus armeniaca (apricot) is the source of this 318-nucleotide messenger RNA. NCBI's taxonomy places the organism in Eukaryota, Viridiplantae, Streptophyta, Magnoliopsida, Rosales, Rosaceae. The record is from the annotation of a GenBank genome assembly.